Molecule: messenger RNA, 2193 nt
Organism: Nerophis lumbriciformis (worm pipefish)
Lineage: Eukaryota; Metazoa; Chordata; Actinopteri; Syngnathiformes; Syngnathidae
Source: RefSeq, a predicted model, not a curated record
AUGAAGAGAACUGUGCUGUAUAUCAGCAUCUUUGGGCUGCUUCUGGCUUUUGGUACCACUCAAACCAAGGAUGAUUGGGAGAUCUACAGCUUUCACAUCAACUCCACAGUGACCAGCCGUUACGCUACCACCGUCAUCAACAGUCGUGUGGCCAAUCGUAAAGACGAGUCCAAAGAAAUAGAAUUCCACGUCCGAAUUCCCAAGAAUGCCUUCAUCACCAAAUUCAGAAUGUUUAUGGAGGGCCAGGUGUACGAUGGUGUCGUGAAGGCUAAAGAAGAAGCUAAAAAACAGUACACUGAGGCUGUAUCCCGUGGAGAGAGCGCUGGCAUAGUCAGUUCAGUUGGGAGGACUCUCGAGGAGUUCAAGACCUCAGUGACUGUAGCCGCUCACAAAAAGGUGACCUUUGAGCUCACGUACGAGGAACUACUCAAACGCACACUGGGCAAGUAUGAGCUGCAGAUACAUGCUCGCCCCAUGCAGCCUGUCAAAGACUUCAAGGUGGGUGUGCAUAUAGACGAAAAAGCAGGAAUCAGUUUCAUCGAUGUUAAAGGAGGACUUAGCACCGGCGUGCUUGCAAAUGCCAUCACCAAAACGCAUGUAGACAAACAGGCCUCGAUCUCUUUCAACCCCUCAGUGGACCAACAGAAAACAUGUGAGAGCUGUGGAGAAGCGGGUAUGAAUGGAGAUCUUGUAAUAGUUUAUGAUGUCAACAGAAGCAGGUCACUGGGGGACAUAGAGACAUCAAAUGGGUAUUUUGUACAUCACUUUGCUCCAUCACAACUUCCCCGCAUUCCGAAAAAUGUUGUCUUUCUCAUUGACAAAAGCGGUUCCAUGCAUGGCAAGAAAAUAGAACAGACUCGUACAGCAUUAAUCCAUAUCCUGAAUGACCUUGCGGAGGAUGACUUCUUUGGUCUCAUCACUUUUGACCACAGCUUGGCUUACUGGAAGCGAGAACUUGUUCAGGCAAACUCCCAAAAUGUGGAUCAAGCCAAACAAUUUGCACAGAAUAUCAUGGAUAGAGGAGGUACAAAUAUUAAUGAUGCCUUGUUGGAUGGAUCACGUAUGCUAAAUGACAACCCCAGGAAAGGUUCAGCUUCUAUCCUCAUACUCCUCACUGAUGGAGACCCAACCUCAGGUGUGACCAAUCCCGAAGAAAUACAAUCAAAUGUGAUGGAGGCCAUUCAAGACAAAUUCCCACUCUACUGUCUUGGUUUUGGUUUUGACGUCAAUUUUAAAUUCCUGAAGAAGCUGUCCUUGCAGAACAAUGGUGUUGCACGCCGUAUUUAUGCUGACUCUGACGCUGAUUUGCAGCUGAAGGGAUUCUACGACGAGGUGGCUAAUCCUCUUUUGACAGAUGUGACUAUGAUCUAUGGUGGCGGGGCUAAUCUGACGCAGACCAACUUCAGCCAGUAUUACAGUGGUUCAGAGAUUGUGGUGGCCGGUCAGAUCACUGACAACAACAUUGAAACCUUCUCCCCAAGAGUUGUGGCCAUUUCAAGGAACGCAAGCAUUGUUUUCUCUGAGGAAAAGGGUACCACAGAGUUGACAGAUGACAGCAACAUCCAGAGAGUUUGGGCCUAUCUGACUGUCAAACAGCUUCUGCAGAAAGAGUUGCAGUUAUCAGGAGCAGAGAAGGAGAAAUUGAAGAAUGAGACUUUGAGGCUGUCACUCAAAUAUAAUUUUGUGACCCCACUAACGUCCAUGGUGGUCACAAAACCAACAGAGGAAACCACGGAAGUGCUUGACAAACCCAUUGAAGGACGUCCACAUCAUCUUUCUGUAAAUGGUGAACUGGAUACUACAAAAGGCUUCAAGACGAUUGUUGUCCACUUUGAGAAUAAUGGCACGAUUACUGUGAACACGGGCCAUAUAACCAUUGAAUACGGACAGCUAGGACUGAGAGAGCUAUGGAAUGGAGUACCACCAGAGGAGACCACCACUGUCGGAAGCGUGACAAUGAUUACUCGGCACAGAGAAAUUGAUAUCACAAUUGGAGGAAUGCAGUUGAUCAUCUUGCGUCAUACGAUCUCUGGAGACCAAUACCUGUGGCCAACUUUAAAGCAGAGGCCAUCACAAGAGAAUGCUGAAGGAAUCUUAGUUUCCGAAGGCGGAGAGGGUAUCCAGUCAAGUCCUGGCACGGCCUCGGUUUGCAAGGUACUUGGCUCACCUCCGCAUCUGGGGGCUGAGGGUUGA